AUGAGCUCGACCAUUUACCAGGCGACGUGCUCGGCACCCGUCAACAUCGCCGUCAUCAAGUACUGGGGUAAGCGCGACACCUCGCUCAUUCUGCCCACCAACGACAGUCUCUCGGUGACGCUCGACCAGGACCACCUGCGCUCCGUCACCACCGCGCGCGCCGAUGCCAGCUUCGGCGGCCAGGACCGCCUCUGGCUCAACGGUGAGGAGGAGGUCAUCAAGGCCGACGGCCGUCUGCGCCGAUGCAUCGACGAGAUGAAGAAGCUGCGUCAGGCCAAGGAGGCCAACGAUGCGAGCCUGCCCAAGCUCUCCGAAUGGGCGGUGCGCGUGUGCUCCGAGAACAACUUCCCCACGGCGGCAGGCCUUGCUUCGUCGGCGUCCGGAUUUGCGGCGCUCAUCGCCUCGCUCGCGGCGCUGUACGAGCUGCAGCCCGAGGUGUCCACGUCGGAGCUCUCGCGCAUCGCUCGUCAGGGCAGUGGCUCGGCUUGCCGUUCGCUCUUCGGCGGCUACGUCGCAUGGCAGGGCGGUGAGCAGGCCUCGGGUCAGGACAGUCUGGCUGUCGAAGUCGCACCGCAGUCGCACUGGCCCGACCUGCAGGCGCUCAUCUGCGUCGUCAGCGACGCCAAGAAGGGCACGCCCUCGACGGCGGGUAUGCAGCGCACCGUGCAGACCUCGCCUCUGCUCCAGCACCGCAUCAAGGACGUCGUGCCGCAGCGCAUGAAGGAUAUCUCGGCCGCCAUCCAGAACAAGGACUUUGACACGUUUGCCAACAUCACCAUGGCCGACUCGAACAACUUCCACGCAUGCUGCCUCGACACCGCCCCGCCUAUCUUUUACAUGAACGACGUCAGCCGCGCCAUCGUGCAGCUCACCGAGGAGCUCAACCGCGCCAGCGAGGCCGAGGACAAGGGCAAGCUCGCGGCAUACACCUACGACGCCGGCCCGAACGCCGUGCUGUACGCGCCCAAGGCCAACAUGCCUACCAUCCUCCAGACCAUCCGACACUACUUCCCCAACGCCGACUUUGACGACACCUUCGAUCUGCUUGGUAAGGGUGCUAAUGCGUCGCACCGCGGUGCACAGGAUGCAGUGGCGCUGCCGCAAUCGCUGCCUGCGGCGUUCAACAGCAACGUGAUCCCCGUGCACGAGGCGGGUGCCGUGCGCCGUCUGAUUCACACCCAGGUGGGCGACGGACCGCGCGUGCUCGAGCGCGGCCUCGGCGCCGAGUCGCUGCUCACCGAACAGGGCGAGCCCCUCCGUCUGCAGCGUGCCAAGCGCGCAUGA
Moesziomyces antarcticus is the source of this 1284-nucleotide messenger RNA. Its product is annotated as diphosphomevalonate decarboxylase. NCBI's taxonomy places the organism in Eukaryota, Fungi, Basidiomycota, Ustilaginomycetes, Ustilaginales, Ustilaginaceae. The coding region runs from base 1 to 1284 and encodes 427 amino acids. Gene Ontology annotation, biological process: isopentenyl diphosphate biosynthetic process, mevalonate pathway; isoprenoid biosynthetic process. Gene Ontology annotation, molecular function: diphosphomevalonate decarboxylase activity; ATP binding. The record is from RefSeq and is a predicted model, not a curated record. Gene Ontology annotation, cellular component: cytosol. The transcript is spliced from 2 exons.